GACCCGGGCUUCGGGACCGCUGAGUUCCGUGGGGCGGCCGUGGGGGACGCCGAGUCGCCGGCUCCUCUGCCUUCGUUGAGAUGGACAACGCCUCGUUCUCGGAGCCCUGGCCGGCCAACGCAUCGUGCCCGGGCUGGGCGCUGAGCUGCUCCAACGCGUCGACUCUGGCGCCGCUGCCGGCACCGCUGGCUGUGGCUGUGCCGGUUGUCUACGCGGUGAUCUGCGCCGUGGGUCUGGCGGGCAACUCCGCCGUGCUGUAUGUGUUGCUGCGGGCGCCCCGCAUGAAGACCGUCACCAACCUGUUCAUCCUCAACCUGGCCAUCGCCGAUGAGCUCUUCACACUGGUGCUGCCCAUCAACAUCGCCGACUUCCUGCUGCGGCAGUGGCCCUUCGGGGAGCUCAUGUGCAAACUCAUCGUGGCUAUCGACCAGUACAACACCUUCUCCAGCCUCUACUUCCUCACCGUCAUGAGUGCCGACCGCUACCUGGUGGUGUUGGCCACUGCCGAGUCGCGCCGAGUGGCCGGCCGCACCUACAGCGCAGCGCGCGCGGUGAGCCUGGCCGUGUGGGGGCUCGUCACACUCGUCGUGCUGCCCUUCGCAGUCUUCGCCCGGCUUGACGACGAACAGGGCAGGCGCCAGUGCGUGCUGGUCUUCCCGCAGCCCGAGGCCUUCUGGUGGCGCGCGAGCCGCCUCUACACGCUCGUGCUGGGCUUCGCCAUCCCGGUGUCCACCAUCUGUGUCCUCUAUACCACCCUGCUGUGCCGGCUGCAUGCCAUGCGGCUGGACAGCCACGCCAAGGCCCUGCAGCGCGCCAAGAAGAGGGUGACGUUCCUGGUGGUGGCGAUCCUGGCCGUGUGCCUCCUCUGCUGGACGCCCUACCACCUGAGCACCGUGGUGGCGCUCACCACCGACCUCCCGCAGACGCCGCUCGUCAUCGCUAUCUCCUACUUCAUCACCAGCCUGAGUUACGCCAACAGCUGCCUCAACCCGUUCCUCUACGCCUUCCUGGACGACAGCUUCCGCAGGAACCUCCGCCAGCUGAUAACUUGCCGCGCGGCCGCCUGACUCCCCCAUCGUCCGGCUACGCAAAUGCCCCGCCACCCCUGGCCCGCGCAGGAGGAGCCGCCGCCAGAGUGCGGGACCCGACAGGCCUCCUAGGCCUCCCGGGGAAACUGACUCUCUCCCCCAUCCCCUACUUAGCAGAUCGGAAGCGGUGCGGCUGCGCCAGCAGGUUGACCUUGCCCUCCAGGUGAUGCGCGUCCACGCCGCGUGAGCGGCACUGCGGCUGAGAUCGCCACGCCGAACGCUACCUCACACAGAGACUUCCUGAGCAAGGAACCUGGAGUAGCCCGGGCGCGCGGUUCCGGCGUCCCCCGUAGGAGCCAGCGGCCGGGCGCUUAGCGUCCGAGGACCGCAGGGCUUUGUGGUGGAGCGCUCGGGCUGAGCGCGCUUCACAGCACUGCGGCGCACUGGUCAUCGCUGCUUCUAGAGGACGCCAAGCCCCACGCCCCAUUCCCCCAAUUGGCCUCGUCUCUUGUCUGACUUAGACUAGUUUGUUGUAACUGUUCAUGUGUGUACUGUUUUUCAGAACUGAAAACUUUAUAAAUAAUGUACAUGUCUUAAUCUCACGAGUUGCCAUGAAGAUCAAAUAAGAUAAAAAGAAAUGCUAUCUAUUCUCUUGUGUUCCCUUUCUCCUCUGUGCUUCCUGGGCCCCGCCUUAGGGACAGCAGGAAGCAGAGAUGACCGAUGGCUUCAGGUUUUUUCUGCUGGACUUUUCACAGGGUGCUGUGGAUUACCUGGGCUUUAUUCCUUAGUUGUAGACAGCAUCCGGCAGGUAGUCCCGGUAAACCGGGUAAAUACUGGUUCUGGAGUCAUCAGGGAUACUGGCCAGCAUCCUACCUGCGUUUUUAUCUCUGCAUAUGGAAGACAAAGUGGAUUAAGAGAGAGGACUGGCACUGGGUUUGCCCAAUCCUCUGCAGUUUAGCCUUAGACAUGAGGGCGGAACCCUAACCAAACUCUGGUCAUUGAUUAUGGUGUUUUAAAAGGUAUUAAUCUUUGGGAUGAAGUCCAAACAGGAUGAAAAUUUCUACAAAUGUUUGUUUCCUACUAUGUCAUAUGUGAGACAAAAUGUGAGUGUUGCAGCAGAUUUUGUUUGCUUAGUUUGGCAUCUUCAAUCAAUUUCUCAAUUAUUUAGGUUGAAAAAAGCUUUUAAUAAAUAUUUGGAAGGGAAAAAACGCCCCCUUGGAAUGGGGGGAAGCAAACCCACUCUCUGAUUUUGGUGAAUGAGAGUUGCUUUCUUAGCUCUCAGAAUUUUUAGAAACCUUGAAAUAAUUCAUAACCAUCAGUUUAGAAAAUAUACAUUAAAAAACCUUCUGUCUUGGGUGGCAAAUAAUAGUUAAUUGUUUAAAAGAAAGUUUUCAUCUGCAAUGAGUUUCAAAUGGUGGACCUCAGGCCUCUCUCUCCUGGCCGGCUUCAGAGGCUUCUUGGAAUUCAUUUUAGUAUCUUUUGAAUUUCCAGGAAUCAUUCUAUUGAUUUUCCUUAAAACUCUCAAAAUUAUCUCAUGAAUCCUCCGUAACUUUUCAAAAUUAAAGUUUUAAAUUUAGAGUAACUUCUAGAUUUACCUAAGGUGAUGGACAAAGAGUAAGGUGAACAUUUGGCUACAAACACAGCCGGGGUGAUUGUCUGGAUUCAAUUCUCAUCAGUCUUAAUAAGCUCAGUAACUGGACUCAGAUGGGGGACAGCUGAGUGAUCCAUCUGUCCACUGUUUCAUCCCUACAGUAGAUUGACCUCGAGCCUUCUUGGAAUCUAUGGAGAUGACUGCUGGAAAAAUACACUGGCUGACAUUGCUAUUCAUCCCCAGCAAGGCAUGGAUUGGCUUCUGAGUAUGCCUGUGGGAUUAAUUAGGACUCGGUAGUUCAGUUCCUCUUGGGGUUUCUGAUCACUGGAUAAACUGUUGUAUCAUUAUUUCUAGGUAGUUGCCCUUCAUAUGAGCAUGUAGACUGUACAUCUCAGGCUUCCUUUUUAUGCCUUGGGUAAUCGGUUGAAUAAAUACACAUGUAAGCCAGACAAAAGUAGAAUUUAUUCACAUCAUUGUAUUGCAAAGGUUUUAACACUGUGUUGAAUUCUUGCAGUUUCUGUGUAAACUCUAUGGUUUGGUUUUACCACUUUGAAUAGUUAAAAAUGUCUAUUUGCUUUUACUUAAUUUAGUACAGUUACGUAAUGUAUAUGCUUAUGUUUUCUCUUGAUAAACGCAGAAACUCUAUAGUACAUUGUGGAGGAACUCAGUUUAAAAUAAAAGCUGAAACAUUCUGUGU
This is a messenger RNA of Cercocebus atys (sooty mangabey), 3316 nucleotides long. RefSeq names its product neuropeptides B/W receptor 1 (gene NPBWR1). Gene Ontology annotation, molecular function: neuropeptide binding; neuropeptide receptor activity. Lineage: Eukaryota; Metazoa; Chordata; Mammalia; Primates; Cercopithecidae. The record is from RefSeq and is a predicted model, not a curated record. The transcript is spliced from 2 exons. The coding region runs from base 81 to 1067 and encodes 328 amino acids. Gene Ontology annotation, cellular component: membrane; neuron projection. Gene Ontology annotation, biological process: neuropeptide signaling pathway.